UUAUCUCUAGGCAAAUUACUUAAGUUUGUGCUGUGCAAUGAAGCAUUUCAUUGGAAACAGAAUCCCGUCUUAUUUCGACACACCAAAUGCCAACGAGUUCCCAUGCUAACGGCCAUCUAGCCAAUUAGUUCUAAUCGCUAACGCAAUAGGCGAGUAACGAUCUAUGGCGAUUGGACGUUCAUAAAUUAAGUUUGUUGCCUAAGUCAUUCGUUUUACUCAUUCGACUCAAAUGUGGGCAGAACACGAGGACUUCGGCGUGUGUCUAUGGAAACUGUUGCAAUUGUUUUUCAAAUAUAAACAAACGCGAUGCGAGCCGGCGCGGCGUGGCGACCAGACCAGGUAACUAACGGUGGUGUUGGGCAUGGGAACACUAGCCGCUGCUGGUGUCGGGGCAGCCGCGAUGUACUCGAUAUGUGUGAGUCUCGAUGUGUGUGGAAACCGGUUGCCCCGCCGCACUCAACAACAGUCGUCGCCGAACAUUCUGUGAGCACGCAAACACAAAUUUUGGAGCUUGCUCGCAGUUCAAAAUCAUUUCCAAACACUCUCUACGUCAUAACUAUUACAAAAGCAUGAAGAGGUGCUACUGCGGACACAGCGGCGGCAGCUUUGCUGGCAGUGGCAGCAUAUUGAAAUCAACGAGCCACAUCAGCAGACGACAGCAGCCAGAGCCACCGGAGCAGCCACGACCACGCAGUGAUCUGCUUUCGCUGACAUCAUCAUCCCGACAAAGCGUGCAGCCGACGCAGUUUGUCAAACGGCCACUUCUGAGGAGCAACAAUCAACCGGUUCAAAAUCUGGGAUUAGGUCACUCUAGCACGCAGUUAAAUGGUCAGUUUAGCAGACGCAACUCGGCAACAACUACGGUGAGCCAUUGCUCCAGCUGCUGCAGCUCCGCAGGCUACGCCCCACAGCUGCGCGAAAGUCGUGUCAAGGUGCUCAGCUGGGCCAGCGGGGAGCAGGCAAGUGGCAGCUCUCAUAGCAACACCAACAACAACACCCACUGCGAGCACACGGACAAUCGUCGGGUCUAUGAACAACGCGCCUGCGCCGCCAGUCGUCUGACAGCUGAAGGUCAGGGUCAGGUUCAUGUUGCAAGUAGCUGCAACUCUUCGUCAACGUCAUCGCCUUUGCCCCCAAGUUGCGACAACGAGUUGCAGCGCCUGCUCGCCUUGCAACAGUUUCGUUUGCUCAAUGCCAGCGAUUGCUUCAGCAGCCAACGACAGGAUGAGUUGCGUCUGCAGCGCGCCUAUGACAAACUGGGCGUGGCCGGUGGCGACAGCAAGUGGCACAAAAAUAGAGCCAACGAGUCGCGACAGCAGCCAUUGACAACAACCGCAACAACAACACCUUAUGCGCUGCGACAGAAGUUGCUGCAGCUGCGAUUGCAACAGGAGCAGGCAGCGGGACGUGGCACGGGAGCAGCGUGUGCACCCUUGGAACGCAGCUGUGCACUUCGCUUCAAUUGCCAUUAGCUGUUGAUGUUGAAUGCUUAAAAAAUAGAUGUAAUAAAUGAAAAAUUGUUAGCCUAAUCGAUCAAUCAAUCAAGUGACAACUCAUAAAUGAGUAUUGGUUCCCUAUUUAUCAUUAGUUAAAACGACGCGAUUCCAUUCAGAUUUAUUGCUAAUACAUAUGUAUUUCAUUUAUCUUUUUAAUAAAACAGUG
Molecule: messenger RNA, 1662 nt
Organism: Drosophila sulfurigaster albostrigata
Lineage: Eukaryota; Metazoa; Arthropoda; Insecta; Diptera; Drosophilidae
Exons: 1
Coding region: 426-1472 (348 amino acids)
Source: RefSeq, a predicted model, not a curated record